Molecule: messenger RNA, 4362 nt
Organism: Trichogramma pretiosum
Lineage: Eukaryota; Metazoa; Arthropoda; Insecta; Hymenoptera; Trichogrammatidae
Product: influenza virus NS1A-binding protein homolog
Exons: 7
Coding region: 1123-3240 (705 amino acids)
Molecular function (GO): protein binding
Source: RefSeq, a predicted model, not a curated record
GAGACGCUCUGCUCGAGUUUUAGCAGGCAGUACUAAACUACUAACUGCCAUCCCGAUAUUCCCCGCGACACAAACACGGCACGGCACAAACACGACGUCGUAUAGUCGUCCCCCGGAGUUGCGCGUCGAGCAGUCAGUCAGUCAGUAAUCAGUAUCAGGCCUGGACAUCGCGAAUCUCUCCUUCUCGUUGUCGAAUGCGUCGGCGGCUGUCAGUGCAGCAGUAGAUAGAGUUCGUAAACGUCGUGCAUUCGUCACAUGCCAAUUCGAUCAGAGACAUAGACAUAGAUAUAUAGAGAGAGGAGCAGUCGACGCGAAGUUGCGAAUCGUCGCGGUGUGCGAAGAUUCUGUGAGACUGUGUUGUUCGUUACAAGUUACAACUGCGAGAGGGGCACUUUUUCGAAGAGGCCCGUCGUCGCGCGCGCACACGACACAAGUAUAUAACAAUCGCACACACGCGAGUAUCUGUGCACGUACGGCAUUGCUUUUGCCUUUGGCUUAUUUAUUAUUAUCUGUAUAUCGGUGCGAGAGUGAUUAUUGUGCGACGCGACGUUCAAACACCAUCGCUCGAGAGCUCCUCAAGUUUCUCUCUCUCUCUCUUCACGGGUGAAAUUCUAUAUCCAACUACACACAUCACACGUAUCCACCGCCGCUGCCGCAUUAUAUAUACUCGUCAACGGCAAGACGACGACGACGACAACGACGACGACACCGAUAUUUAACGCUGCAAAAGAGACGAAAUGUAUCGUGACAAUUUGUAGCGGCUUUUAAUAGUUGCCAUCCGUGCGUUCGACAGUACUACUACGCGUGUUGUGACGACGCAGUGCAUAUAAAAAAAUUAAAAGUUGUCGACGACGACGAUCGAAGCUCGCCGAACACAAUUUUUCCGUAACUUUGGACGAGUCGAGAAAAAACCGAGUGAGAUAGAGGAAGAGAGAGAGAGCUUUGGCUUGACCCGGUCAUUAUGAAGAGCUGAAAUAAGAAAGAGGGAAAAGAGAGCCAGAGGAGGAGAGAUAGAUCAAAAUUAAUUGCCAUCCGAAUGGGGGACCAAAUGUCAUUCACAGCAAGCUCCAGAACUCAUUUAUAAUUGGUGGUUUUUCGUGAAAAAACCUUGAACAACACAAAAUGGUUUCUUCGAUUUCGGUCAACGGGGACGCCGAGGGCCUCAAGAAUGCGCCGCUGAGACUCGAAGACGAACAGCACACUUCUCGAAUCUUAGCCUCUCUCUACACGAUGAAGAAAAACAGAACCUUGUGUGACGUCAUUUUACACGUUGGUAAAGGACAAAUUCAGGGUCACAGGGCUAUUCUUGCCGCGGCGUCUCCGUAUAUUCUCGAGCAAUUAACCGAAAAACCGACCCACGAGUUGGUUGUUACGAUACAAUUAAACGACGAUCUUGACAUCGGAGCAGUUAAGAAGCUCGUCGACUAUGUCUACACAUCCAGAUUGGAAAUACAAGAAACGGAGCUCGAGAAGGUCUACGUCGCCGCGCGGGCCUUGAAAAUGGAAGGCGUCGCAGCCCAGUGCGCGACUAAUCUGCUGGAGAGAUUAACGCCCAAGAAAGCCCUUGACAUUCGCGGCAUUUCUCGUAUCACCGACAACGAUGCAUUCGUCAAGCAGGUUGAAAACUACAUCCGCCAAAACCUCGCGGAAAUUUUCGAAAGUCAAUCCUUCACAUCGGCUCUGCGCGUGAAACUCGAGGUGCUCUACCAAACCAGCCUCGAGAUGGACCUGGUGAACGAGACGAGCCUCGGCUACCUGGUCCUCGACUAUCUCAAGCGCUUCCUCGAGGAGUGCAACUGCAACUUCGACCUGCUGACGGAGAAGAAGCACCUGCUCUAUCUGGCCCUGGACAACAGUCUGCAGGACUGCUCGGAGAUACCGAGCGGCGACAGCACCGAGACGGAUCUCGUCAUCGAUUACAAGAAGCUGUCGCACAAGACGUUCACGCUCAACAAGAACAAGAGCACGAAGAAGCUGAAUCCGGCCUCGCCCCGAGUGAUCAUCCUGAAUCGCGACACGAUCGAGUCGCUGGAGGAUAAUGUCGAGCUCGACUGGAACAUGAUCGGCAGCAUCAAGUCCGGCGAGCACACGUAUCUGGCCGUGGUGACGCUCAACGGCCGCGUGGCCAAGCUCUCGAUACGGCUGCGCCUCAAUGCCCCUACGUCCCCUUCGCACGGUGCGGGUGGUGCCGGCGCCGACGAGUUGCACAGCUCCAGCAGCGAGCCCGAGCUCUACUGCUCCAUCUCGCCCAUGAAGUCGGGCAAGUGCUCGUUCGGCUGCGCCGAGUUCAACGGCGCUCUACUGGUUUGCGGCGGCUACGACCGGGUCGAGUGUCUGAAGACCGUGGAGAAGUACGUGCCGGAGUCCAACACCUGGGAGCCGCUGCCGGCGCUGAACGAGCCGCGCGGCAGGUUCGACAUGGCCGUGCUGGACGGUAAGGUUUUCGUGGUCGGCGGAUCCAACGGUUCCACCGAGCUGGCCACCGUCGAGAUGUUCGAGGAGGGCCAGAACAAGUGGAAGACCAUGGCCAGCCUGGACUUGGCCAGAUCUUACGUGGGCGUUUGCUCGAUGGGCAACAAAAUAUACUGCGUCGGCGGAUGGAACGGCAAUACCGGAAUCAAACAGUGUCACGUCUUCGAUCCCGAAGCCAACGCGUGGACGGAAAUCGCGCCUCUGAAAACCGGUCGCUAUCAAGCCGGCGUGAUCGAGCUCGACGGCAAAGUGUGGGUGAUCGGUGGUUGCGACUCGUGGAACUGCCUGACCUCCGUGGAGAUCUACGAUCCCGCCACGAACGAGUGGACCGAGGGCCCUAGCUUGCGCCAGGCUCGUCGCGGUUGCGGCGUCGCCGUGUACGAGGGCCGACUUAUGGUCGUCGGUGGCUCGACCGGCACCCACAGUCUCACCACGACCGAGAUCUACGAUCCCCUUGACCGACAAUGGACAACUGGACCUAGUAUGACUACGCCAAGAUCUAACGUCGGUGUCGCCGUAAUCAGUGACAGAUUAUAUGCAGUCGGUGGUUAUUCCGGAAAAAGCUUUCUUAGCCACGUUGAGUAUCUCGAUUUUUAUACGAACGAGUGGACCAAUUUAGUCCCUAAAUACGACGGCAUCAGGACACCGCCGGAGUACUGUCCCUCGUCGGGCUCCAGCGCUCACGGCAGCGAAAAGGACAUGCCACAGUCAACGUCGCACAGCGAAAAGCUAAGUAAAGCCAGCUCCGCGAUCGAAAAGAUUGUAUAAAUUAGUUACGUUAUUUUAUAUUGGCAUUAAUCGACGUGAAAAAGUAUAUUUCAUAAUACCGUUAAGGCACUAGACGAGACAAGUACAAUUUUAAUGAUUAAUGCAUAAUUAUAGACGCCAGUGUCGUCUGUGGUUUUCAAAAAAACCACCGUUUCAAGUUUUUGCGAUCCUUGAUGCUUCUGCCUUGUGAUUUUACACGAUAAAAGUAACUUCUCCAAACAAUCAUGUACAAGUGGAGAUAAAAAUUAAUUUGAUAAAUAUUAAUUGAACCUGAAUAUUUUUGCAGUCUGAAAAAUACCGAUAUUUAUACUAAAAAAUACAGUAAUGUAUUAUUUCCAUUAGUGAUGAAGCAUUUCUUUGAUUCUUUUUUAUUGAUAAAAAUCGAUUUGAGUAUUCUUUCAUUUAUAAAUGAUCGAAUCUAUUUUUCUGAUAACUAUUUAUAAUUGUAGUAUUAAAUGUUUAGUGAUUAAUUUUGUAUGACUAAAGUUUCAAUUGAUUAUCAUGAAAUUUGGUUUUUCUUGAAAUUUUAAUGAAAAGUCAUAAGAUUCUAAAUUAUUAAAGCGUAUGUAUAUAUUUUAAUAUUCUAUUGUAUUAAAUUCCUAUGGUCCAUAAACUGCCAUAACAAAAUCAAAAUGAUUUGUAAAAAAAAUGCCAGUUUUCAUUCUAAAAUAUUAUUCAACUCAAGCUGUUGAACUAUGUUCAAACAAAUUAUUGUAUCAUCAGCAUAUUUUUUGCUACCCCAACAAAGAUAUUAUUUCGCAUCUGCAUAUCCAAUAUUAUUUCAGUCAAUUCACAAUACAAUUUCUUUCAUCAAAUCCACAAUGUCAAACUGAAAAUUUGAUGAUGCAUCAAGUAUUGAUAUACUGAAAAUUUUUAAACACAAAUGCACCUAGUUAUUUACUUUGAAAAGUGUUACACUGCCACAUACCGAAAAUAGGAUUUAUUCCUGGUGAAUAAAAACAAACUGCACUAAAACAAUUGUCAAACUUUUACUGUCAUUUAUUGAUGUCAAAUAAAUGAAAAACUGGGUCCAACAUUCAAUACUUGAAAAGUCUUAAUAUACCGAAAAUAAAUCUUCUAAAUUUUCAGUAUUUCAUCAAUACAUUCUUGAAAAUAAAAAAA